Labeo rohita (rohu) is the source of this 2066-nucleotide messenger RNA. RefSeq names its product DnaJ heat shock protein family (Hsp40) member B1b (gene dnajb1b). Bases 469 to 1500 code for a protein of 343 amino acids. Lineage: Eukaryota; Metazoa; Chordata; Actinopteri; Cypriniformes; Cyprinidae. Gene Ontology annotation, cellular component: cytosol. Gene Ontology annotation, molecular function: Hsp70 protein binding; transcription corepressor activity. The transcript is spliced from 5 exons. The record is from RefSeq and is a predicted model, not a curated record.
AGACGUCAGGAGCGCCCCGUUCAACUCCUCAGUGUGUGAAGAAACGGACUUUGAAUGGCUUAUCCCAGCCAGGUGAGAGACAAGCACGAAGUCCAAUCAAGAAGAACGGAAGAUGCCGCACAUCCAAUGAGCAGAGAGUGUGUCCAGUAGCAGUUCUAUGGGUGGAGCAGAGCAGCAGCACAUCCACGUGGUUCGGGUGUGGAAACCACCAGUGACUUUGAGAAAUUUCUCGAAGUUUCUUCACGGUUUCAAAUAGGGCGGCACCGGAGCGAGGCAGGGCAUAAAAAACCACAGGUGGAUGGGACAACACCUCUCCGAUAAAAUUACUCCAAGAUCUACUAGCAAAGAUUUGUUUGAAAUUGGAGUGAACCGAACUUGACCGAUAAACGGAUAACCUCAACGCAAGCAGUACUGAUCUGAACCCGCUAUUCGACUUUUGGAGAAUAUCUACUUAAAAAUAAACGCUCGAUGGUGAAGAUGGGGAAGGAUUAUUACAGUGUUUUGGGGAUUCAGAAAGGCGCAUCUGACGAUGAGAUCAAGAAAGCGUAUCGCAAACAGGCACUCAAAUACCAUCCGGACAAAAACAAGUCACCCGGCGCAGAGGAGAAGUUCAAAGAGAUCGCGGAGGCUUACGACGUGUUGAGCGACCAGAAGAAGAAAGACAUCUAUGACAAAUUUGGAGAAGAAGGACUGAAGGGAGGCAUCCCUGGCGGUGGAGGCGGUGGUGGUAAUUUCAGCUACACUUUCCAAGGCGAUCCUCAUGCAAUGUUUGCAGAGUUUUUCGGAGGACGGAGCCCUUUCGAACAGUUUUUCGGACGCAACGGCGGCAUGGAUGAGGAUAUGGAAACGGAUGACCCGUUUGCCAGUUUUGGUAUGGGUGGCAUGGGCGGCAUGGGUGGUUUCUCCCGCUCCUUUAACACGCGCGGUCACGGCGGGAGAGUGGAGAAAAAGCAGGACCCUCCGGUGACCCACGACCUGAAGGUCAGUCUAGAUGAAGUGCUCGCUGGCUGCACCAAGAAGAUGAAGAUCUCACGCAAGCGCCUGAACCCCGACGGAAGAACAACGCGCACCGAAGACAAGAUUCUUACGGUGGAGGUGAAGAAAGGCUGGAAGGAAGGAACCAAGAUUACUUUCCCCAAGGAAGGCGAUGAGACGCCAACAAAUAUCCCUGCAGAUGUUGUGUUUGUGGUGAAAGAUAAGCCACAUCCCGUGUACAAACGGGAUGGAUCAGACAUUAUUUAUCCUGCAAAAAUUACACUACGAGAGGCACUUUGUGGUUGCUCGAUCAACGUCCCAACGCUGGAUGGUCGCACAGUCAACUUAACAUCUCAGGAAAUUAUUCGUCCCGGGAUGAAACGGCGUGUCAGCGGGGAAGGUCUUCCUAUUCCGAAAUCCCCAGAUCGCCGCGGAGACUUGGUUGUCGAAUACGAGGUCAGGUUUCCCGAAAGGUUGAGUCAGAGUGCCAAGGACACUAUCGCAAAUGUUUUGCCAGUUUCUUGAGCUAUGUACAGUACACUGGAGCUGCUGCCUUUGGGAAUUCUUGGUUUCGUAGUAUUUAAAGGAUGCAUAUUUGAGCUCAGCCCAUUUGCUGCUGCAAAACAAAACCGUUAUUCUGUAACGUAGUGCCAUUGAGAGGCUAUCUGAACCAAAACAAAGCUGGACUGGUUUGUUUGUCUGCGCCACGUGCACGAACCCAUGUUUUCUUUGGGUCUAGUCAGCAGAAAGUCUCCAGCUGUGGCCUCUGGGCCAGCGUUUUGUUGUGCGCUGCACAAAUCUAAGUUUACAAUUGUUCCAAAGACAGACAGCUGAGGAUGUUGUGAUGUGUGGAGAUAGUGAUAAGGUUUCUUUUCAGCAGUCUGACUGACUUUGGAUACCUCAGGAAAGUCUUUCUGUGAAAGCAAGCUGUAGUCUGUCUUCUAAUACAAUCUAAUGGAGACGUUCAGUCAUGUCAGGAAAAGUCAUUCACAAUGUAGUGGUGGCCCAAAGUGAUCCCUGCAUGGAUCGUCCCUCAUCUAAAUAUGUGAAUCAGCACAUUUGCAACAGAAAUAUGUUUUUUUUUUUUUUUU